UUAAGUUCCAGUUUUGAUCCAGUCACAAAUCUGGUUUGUCGCUGCUGGUUCCAGCUUCAUGUAUGUGAGCAGUUUAUCUGACACUUUAUAUAAUAAGUGACGCAUCCAGGAAUCGGAUCUGCUGUAAACCAGUAUCAGCCACAAUAUACCCGAGUCACAUCAAGCACAGCCUCGUUGUCAGUUUGUCUAUUGAGAUUUAAUGACAGAACAAUUAAAUUAUUUAGUUUGUUUUGAGGAAAUGCACAUUUCUCUGUGCUUUUAGUAACCGUGGAAACAUCAUCUCGACAAAAAGUAUCAGCACGAGGUCCAACUUGUUGUCUCCAAAGCUUUCAGCCACAUCUGAACUCAGCUGACUGAGCAUGGAGUUACCAUGCCUGAACAGAGACAGGGGUUACAACAUCUCCCCCAUAUUUGACCACCUGUUAUCAUGUGACCUAAUUUUCAUACUUUGGUCACUUGAUAACAACUAAACCGUCCCUAUGACAACUGAGCACUGCCGGCCCCGAACUUUUCCUUCGUCAUCUUUAUUGUUCUCCAGCACAACGAACAUGUGUGACGACAUCACUACACUACAUACCUGAACACACACACACACACACACACACACACACUCAUACACACACACACACACACAUCACCUGCAGCUCAGUAUUCCUCCGCAGUAUGAGUUGCCUUCAAAACAUUUCUCUGGAUUUCUUUUUUUUUCCUCUCCACCACCAUAAAUAGCGCUGAUGGGAAGAAGGGAACGUUGCCAUGGUGACACAGUGCUGUGGCAGCCGGUAAUUAUUCUGGUUUAAGUGCCAGCAGAGACACACGCGAGCUGGCACACGGUGGCUGGUAGUGACACCUGGACACAAGCCUCUCAGACAGAGACCCAGUGAAGGAAUUUAUCGGGCCGGGCGUCAGUCCUGAUGAGGGUGGAGGACCUGACAACAUGUUGACCGCAUGUAGACUCUGAUUUGAGCCGGUACCUGUCAGAUGCCCGCUCCUCCCACAGUGUGAUGCGUCAUGGCUCCGGUGCUGAGUGGAGUGUGGUGGGGGCCGGAGGCGGGUGUCGUGGGGUCAGGGGCUGCAGCUGCUACCGGGGCAGCAUCGUGGCUGGGCAGUGGGCAGCUGGCCCUGGCCGUCACCCUCAGCACCCUCACCGCCCUGCUGCUGGUCUCUGUGCUGCUGCUGCUGUGUGCUAGCUGCCAGGGGCAGAAGAAGGCAGCCAAUGGACAUCCAGCAGGAGACCAUGAGAACCUCAUGAAUGGAGUGUCAGAGAGAGAGACGAUCAGCCAAUCAGCAGACAGUCCAGCCACUGAUGCGGCCGUCAGCAGCUCUCACAAUGGUCCUCUAACCAGCGGUACAAUCCUCACAGACACACAAGACACCAGCCCCCAGCCGUCAGAGGAGAUGCUCUCCAGCCAAUCAGAGCUCAGGUCCUCCAAGUGUCCUCAGGACCGCGAGCUUCCCAGCAUUCCUCCCAACAACGCCCUCAUUGGGGAUGGACCCCCAGCCUCAGGGGACAGCACCUAUGAGGUGGUGAAGGAGAUCGCUGUGGCGUCACGUGACGUCAGCGCCGAAGACUCCCUGUACGAGACGGUCAAGGAACUCAAAGACCCCCCGACACAGCUCGGCCUCCCCAACGGUACCAUCCAGCUGAGCCCCGAUGAACCUCCCCAUCACCCCCCUGCCCUUCUCAACGGCCACCUCAGCCCCUGCACACCUGAGCGGGGACCCCUGUGCACAGGGGUGGAGUACGCCUCCAUCGACCUGAAUAAGAAGAGCCGUCACAGCGCCGACAUGGAGGCCAAAAGGCGCUCUGAUAAUGCCAACAUUCCCUCCCACAGGCCUCUGGAGGAACCAGACGAGGACUUGCCUCCGCCGGUACCAGAGAAGGUUCUGGAUGAAAAUGACAACCAGCCGGUGGUGAUGAAUGGGCUGGCGGGGGCUGGGCUGCACAAUGGAGAGUUACACUCCCCUCUGUCUCCUGCACCGGGGUUCGACAACCACACUCUGUCAGACAAUGAGUCAGCGGUGUACUCUACAGUGAACAAGACAAACUGUGACGAUGCUGUGAACGAGGAAGACAAAGAGCACGACUACAGCAGCAUCGCAGAGAUCAAAGGCCUCGUCACGGCCUCCUCCUCCAGUGACCUGUACGCCACUGUCCGAGACAUCUACACCCAGCCCGACGAGCCCCCGCCGGAGGACCCCGUCUUGGACGGCACGGAUCCCGGCUACGAAACCAUCCGCAUCCCAAAGACUAGUAGCUCGGAUGACGACCACAGGGCCGAGCUGGGAGUGGAGGGGUCAGACGCUGCCAAGGCGGAGCCCGACUACGAGAGCGUCGGAGAGUUGGGUCUGGGCCGGGAAACGUCCCGUCUCUGAGUUCUUCACCCUCAUCUUCAUCUGUGGCUGUUGGGGAGAAGCGUCCUCUCUGAACCUGCUACCACCCAGGCUUUUGGUGCAUGACUUGGUAGGGGGGGACAGCAGGAAAUGGCUCGCCACAGCAUCCAUCAUCAACGCAUGACUGUCCUCUUUAGAGCUUGGGUACGGUUUGUCAUAUCUGAACUUUUAAUUUAUCAACCAGGGUGAAUGUCAUUGGUACUGGUAGGCCUGCAGUACCUCAGUCAUUGGGCAUUAAUCACGUGGAAGAGUGCACUUUGGAGCAUCAUUAAAUUCCUCUUUUGUCUUUUUGACACGGGUGCAUAUCAAGGACAUACCGAACAACACUUAAUUGUGGAAAAAAUCAAAUAAAUAUCAAAUAAGUAUCCAAUCACAGCACACAUGCAGAGUUUUAAAGGUUAGCUGAGGACACUAUCAGUGCCUGUGAUAUAAAUUCAGUGCCAUAAAAUGAUGAAAUUCAUGCACUUACUGUAUAUAUGAAGGCAACAUUAUUUGUACGCCCCCUCUGCAGCUGCUAGUGACUCUAGCUCCUUCCACACGACUCAGUGUCAUGUUUUAUUGACGUGUCAGAUGUGUUUAUUUCUCUUCUGCUCUUUGUCCACUGUGCAUUCUCUGCUUGAAAUUCCUGUGAAUGGGUUUGAGGCAUGGAAAGCAAAAGCCAACCCUAUCUGUGCCCAAACGCUGAGCAGAAACAAACGCUCGACAGCCCGCUGCAAGUGCUAAGGGUUUGACAUGUCACAGGACAUGAGAUGUGAAACUAGUCGUCUGCAGAACCAAAAUGGAAACCGGAGGUGGGCGAAGGCGGGCGGUUUCACAUGAGCAGCGGUAUCACAAUACGUUUCGAGAGCAUUUUCAGACACUCUGCAGUCCAUGUCGAGAUUUUUUUGUGAAGCUCAUAUUUAUUUGAAGACGCGUAUUGUUGUGUUAUUGUGAAAUGUUACGGAGCGUGUCUGUGAGAGAAAAGUAAAUAGGGUUUUAUAGAAGUUUCUAGCAUUUUUAUUAAGAUACUAAAUGAAAGUGAGUAGUGAGGUAAGUGAGUUUUAAAGGUACGCUUUCCCCUGACUAUUUUUAUCCAUUGUUUAAAAACAAAACACGUGAUGAGACCGCAUUAUCAUUUUGCACAGGGGUCAAAACAAAUUCAAAAGAUGUGUAAUGUGCAAACUGUGCAUUAUUAACGCAUAUCUAUUCAUCAGCUGUAUUUUUUGGUUGUCAUGUUUUUCGAGCCUACUCUUGGUACAGUAUACAGUCUUGAGUUGGCGUCCCAGAGCAUAUUGUGGUACUGCAUUUAUAUACAGCUUAUGAAAAGCAUCACCACAGCCCGGUAACACCUCUGCACAAUCUGAAUAUCGAAUGCUUUUUAACUUAGUUGAAGCACUCUGAGGAAACCGUAUCUGCCUGUUUGUAGCUUGUACCGACGACAUGCCAACCAAGGCUUGUAUAUAGUUAGAGCACUAUUUUAACCAACUGUUACUCGCUGGAAGUUUUAUGUAAGCUUUUACUUAUUUGUACAACGUCCAGAGUGGUAUCAUUUUAAAAUAAGCCUGUUGAAGAGCACUGAUGUGUGUCCGCUUUGUUUUAAGGAAAACUGAAACCCUUCCUUUACCUUGUGUUGUUACUCAGAGCGUUUGAGCUCUGAGAAGUAGUAACCAGUCAAAUGUCAGAAAUAUGGUACAAUGUUUUGGUACAUGCAUUUUAAGAAACAGUAGGCGUGGUACUUUUAUUUAAAAAAAAAAAAACUGAAUUAAUGUCUCAGUACUGUUGUUUGAUGUUUGUUUUCACAUGAAGAGGGCCAACGCUUUUUGCUCUGAAUAUCUUUCACUGCUACAGCGUCUCUUUGCAGCAAAAAAUGAAAAAAAAAUGGUGUCAUCAUCUGUUUCCACCCACAUGGAAAUAUUACCGCCUUACAGUAUCUCCAGCCGUGGUUUGUGUUUCAUUAGACAUGCAGGAGCUUGUUGCUGGUUCAGACAAACACAGCUUGCCCGCGCUGACUGGUAUUAGAUUCAUAAAUGAUAUCAGGCAUUUGAAACGCUGUUGCAUCUCCCAGCAGUGCUACAGUGAAAGAGGACUUUAAAUCUGAUCCACUCCCAGGAUUUUAGGAACAUAAUGUGUAACUGAAACCCUUAAAAAGGCAAGAUUUGUAUUUCAGCAAAGAGGUAAUUAUCCUUCUUAUUUACCCCCCCCCCCCUCCCCCC
This is a messenger RNA of Chelmon rostratus (copperband butterflyfish), 4583 nucleotides long. It is a transcript of the gene pag1, whose product is annotated as phosphoprotein membrane anchor with glycosphingolipid microdomains 1. The record is from RefSeq and is a predicted model, not a curated record. The transcript is spliced from 8 exons. Bases 1009 to 2373 code for a protein of 454 amino acids. Lineage: Eukaryota; Metazoa; Chordata; Actinopteri; Chaetodontiformes; Chaetodontidae. Gene Ontology annotation, cellular component: membrane raft; plasma membrane. Gene Ontology annotation, biological process: negative regulation of T cell activation; intracellular signal transduction.